Patiria miniata (bat star) is the source of this 5321-nucleotide messenger RNA. Its product is annotated as protein stum homolog. NCBI's taxonomy places the organism in Eukaryota, Metazoa, Echinodermata, Asteroidea, Valvatida, Asterinidae. Bases 2817 to 3323 code for a protein of 168 amino acids. The transcript has 3 exons. The record is from RefSeq and is a predicted model, not a curated record.
AGGCGUUCUACUCCACUUCUCGGUCGGUUGAGUUUGGUCAAUGCAUACCUUGGUAAGUCAGAGCCAGGGAUGCUGUUUGAUGGAUCCACUAUGAAACGCUGCAAGGGGGAUGGUGUUGAGUGCCACUGAGCUGUCCAUGUCUUGGUAUAGUCCAGUGUGAGGUGGUCUCUUUUGGCUGAGAGGUCUUAAUCAGCUCCAUAGCAUCCGAGGCGAAUGGCUUCCUCGAUUUCAAACGCUGUUGGGAGCCAGUUCGUCUCUCUGCUAUCAUGGUCCCAUGAAGAAAGUGGUUGGGUUCCUGUGCACGACGUGAAAUUGCCAAGGUCGCUGCUUUCCGUCUGAUUUCGGAUGGUGGGAUCCCAGCGGGGACAGGUAACUCUUCGACUUGUACUUUGUAGCACUCUAUACAUGUAUACGGAAGUCUUAUCCCAAUUUUAUGGAUUAGUUCUUUUGAUGUUGCGUUCAAGCGACACUGCGUCCUACAAUGCUGGAACCGCGAGGUGCUUGCAGGCUGUAAGCACACUUAAAGUCUUGAGCUCCCCUGCUUGGUAGCGGACCCUCAUAGCUUGAACAGUCUUCCUUGCAUGCUCUUACUAACUUUUGUUGAAAUACCGUCUAAGUUUGGACUCCAUCGGUUGGCACAUCUGGAGCUUCACCAGGGAUGCCUCUUUUUUGUAGCAGCAUCACGACGGUGUCAAAAAUGACGCAGUGUCGCCCAGCUCUGCCGUUAAGUCGCCUGUGGUGCGGGUUGACCAGAUUACGAUUUGAAUAGGGUACGAGUUGACUCGGAAACGAGUUGACUCUGGUACGGGUACGAGUUGAUAGACUUGUGUGUAUAAUAGUGUUGAUCCGUUCCCCUCGGUGUCAAAAGGUCGAAUUCAGACCUCUGCGCUAGUGAGCAGGUCAUGGGCUCAAAUCCCCCCUUAGGCCCUGUAAGCUCAUGAUUUUUUCAAGCUCUCGCACAGGAGUGUGUUGUACUUGCACAUUGUUUUCACGUUGGCUAUGACCACAACCCAAUUCAAUACAAGACAAUCUUCUUAACAGUAAAUUGUAGACAUCGUGAGCAGUUAACAGAGGGCGCUAUUGAGAGGACUUAUCAAUGAGAAUGUUUUGAGUCUCAUUGAAAGUGGCAUUCUUUAGAGAAAAACGAAAUCUGUUUUUGUUUCAUUUAUCGUUCGACUUUCGCAUAAUGCAUUCAGAGUGGAGAAUAUGAGGCCUGCCCGUCAAAUUGUCCAUUAUGAAGCAGUCAGCGGUAAUAUUAUGUUCUACUUUUUCAAAGCCUGUCACUAACUCUGUGGGUAUAUUUGUCAAAAUCCACCGCAGUAUUUCGCUAAUUAAUUCAUAGUUAAAUGUUUUUGACUUCGUGAAAACAUUUUCUUGUCGACUGCUGCCUUUUCCAACGUGCCUUAUUAUUGAAAUCUUCGAUUUUAUGACCACAUUUUUAUUGACUCUAUAUUUUUUUCCCGGAUAUAGGUUUUUGACUCCCUCUAAACAAAUUGAUUGAGGAUUGAAUUGAUUAGUCCUUCGUUAUUGUAGGGAGAUUCGCCAGCUGUUUACAUGUAUUCAGCAAGUCGGAAAUCCCAGGAAAUGAGGGGAUUUCCAUUCCGGUAAUUAAGUUAAUUACGUUAUUAAUCAGUUUGGAGAUGAAACAAUUUGUAACUAAAUACAGGAAGUGGCCUAUCAAACUAUAAAAUUGAAUGUGUCUAAGAGAAUCCAACUUUUUCAUUUUUAUUGAUAAUUUGUCCACACAAACAAAUAAAAAGUGUACAUGUCUGUUGUAAAAGUUCGUUUAAAAAGCUUUUUACAUCAUUGGUUUCAAAGUCAAAAAGAUUACACAACAAUAAUUAGGUGUUUUUUUACGUACGUUACGUACGUUGUUGUACACUUCAAAACCACCACAAUGUGAAUCAUGAGUCAUUCCAAACUUCAAGAAACAGAUUUACGAAGCACAAAAAGCAAGGAAGACAAUGAGAACAAUUACCAAGUUUUGAUUUUUUUUUUAACAAGAACAACGGGGGAUAUGAGGGCACGCCCCUCCCUCCCCCGCUUUGAAUUUGGCGAAGACAAAUGAGCUUUUAUUUGUUAGAAAAAAAUGUUGAGUGCUCCGGUCCCCACCCAAGAAUAAGAGUGCCCCUCCAUCCUCCUCCCCUUCACUAAGGUGGACCCUUGUUUUGCCACUAGCUGCACAAUCAAGAACAGCGACCAGAUUUGCGGAGGCGAAUAACCCCGCCCCAACCUUCCCUCUAAAAAAGACACUACAAUUAAUGCAUGUUUGACAAUGCAAUCGAUUGCCACCACCGCCCAUCAUUCAAGGUUAGCCAACGAGCAAACUAGUCUCCCUCAACAUUAUUACAAGCCUGUCACGCCAAUAUCAAUAGCGUAUUUGCAUUGUGCGUACGUCGUCUAGGCUGUGCUUGGCAGACACAGACACAACGUGUUCAAUGCACCGUGAACCUGAACUCUGUAUGGUCUCUGGUCGGUCAAAGCAGCCGCCAGCCUGCAGACGGUAUUGUUCCGUUCGUGUAUGUGAAGCGAGGCUGUCGCUAUUAUUGUGCGGUGGGAAUGUGUGUCUAUGUUUGCAACUAUAUCACAUGGAAAUAAUGUGUGACGCGGCUGGGCACUCUAAAUGACAGUGAUAUUCUUGAUGACAUUAUUGUAGGCACAGUACAUUCGUUUAAUCUACUACUCCUUUGACUUCGGACGUGUAUAUAACCUGAGUACCGAGUUACACUGUCGUCUUCGCGCUGCUUGAACGGGUGCUCUCGAUAUAAACUUCUUUUCUGUAACUCGCCCGACGUUUUGACAAGAAUCACCACACCAUGGCUUCCGAGGAUGCUUCAGUUACCGUGGAGCUGACCACAGAAUCGAGCUGCUCCCCGUCAGCGGCAGCAGGCGGCGACCAUGACGGGGGCUCGCCCCGUGUCCGCGAAGCCCAUGUUUUCAUCUCCAACAGACAGAUGUCCACUACCAAAGAUGUCAUUAUCAGUGUGCGGGAGAAACACGGAUCCUUCCGAUCUGCUGUGCCCUGCAUGCCCAUGUCACUCGCACUCGUCUGCUGCCUACUCAAUAUCUUUACGCCAGGAAUCGGUACCCUUGUGUCUGCGUUCUCCGUGUUCUGUUGUGGCUUCACCAGGAUCAGCUCACAGCGUGCGUUCCUAUGGAACCUACUGGCUGCUGUGUUGCAGACCAUCACAUCUAUCUUCAUUGUGGGAUGGAUCUGGAGCAUUUCGUGGGGAAUGACAUUCUGUACCCUGGCCACUGAAUACAAAUAUGAGAAGCAAGUCAGGGGAAAGCAGCACCAGUCUGCGAGAUGGACUCCUACUUAGCGACAAGUGGAAUCUAUGCUUUGGCUGGUCUGACGCUGGUUGAAGUACGGAAAAAAGGUCAUCACAUGUCAUCCAGCAGAGUGUAAUCUCUGCAUGUUUUCAAGAAUUACACUUGUCGACCUUUUGAGUCAGUGCUUUGCCUUAAGACUAUCUUCAGUCUCUGGCCAAAUUGGUAAUCUCUGCCGCUUUCCUGUGAACCAGCUCUUGGUCAGCAAUUACGCCCAAACGUCUGGUGGUUCCUGAGACCAAACACUAUGGUCGACUUUCGUGAGGUCUGAAGAUUGGCCAGGACUAACUCUGGUCAGCUUGUGAAGUCUACUUCUGGUAAACAAGUGCGACAUUUGCUUCUUAAAGAGUGUCUUCGCCCUGCAGAGUGGCUUCAAAACUAUGCCUUUAUUGUAAAGAUGCGGAUGUAAUAGCCGUGUAGGCAAAAUGUUACACGGUGUGCGUUACGAAGAAGUUUCGAUCCUUCUUUUUUUGUGAAUAUAUCUGAAUAAUAACUACAUGUACUUGAGGAUUCUCAAGCGAAAUGUGGAUUUGAAGAGAUUUCGACGUCAAAAUUGUGACUGAUUUGGGAUACGGACUGCUUUUAUUCCCAGUCAUGAGGAGGAAUUGAGUUCCAGAGACAGCUGAGCUGCUAGUGAAUCAUAUUGUCCCUUAUCGUACCUGACUCCCUUGUCGAUGAUGGACAUUUUGCUAAACAUGAAAGACCAAAGAAAAAAGUAGUUAUAACCCAACCAUCGUGUGAUGUCACGGAGGAAGGAAAUCGUUAUGACAUUUUGCGAAACGAUGAUCUUGCUUAAAGAAGAGAUCGUGCGGUGAGGAUGUCUGAAGGAAGAUGGAGUUAAGGACCCGGUUUUUAGAACACUAUGCACUCCAAAGCCGCCCUCAGGUCGACCUGCGAUUUGCUUGCGCCACGACGGAACGGUCGGCAUCAAGCACAAAAGUCAUGCUCAGGUCAUAAAGACACCCUGAGAAAUCGUUUGAUUAUCGUAGAACAAGCGGCAUCUCGACACAGAAUAAUUGCUCGCGUCACCCACGACGCGAUGACGAAUCACAAUAAAACUUCACACAGGUCGACUGCGAUUGAUUCCCGCCUCUCGGAACCACAUUCCGUUGAAAUUGAAAUUGAAAGUGAAAUUUAGAAGUUGAAAUGUUUGUACUCUUGCGACUGUCGAUUUUUGAGUGCCGGCUGAGGCCGAUCGUCAUAAUAUCGUCGCAGUUACACCCAUGUCACACACAAAUCGGCGACUGAAAUGUUCCCGACCGUCGUAGCUCAGGAGCAGCUUGAUCCUGACAAGUCAGUGGCCGAUUGUUCUGUGUCGUCAGCAAGGUCGACCCGAGGGCGGCUUUAAAGAGUCCCGGGCCAGAUUUGACCCGGAUUCCGGUUUUAUUUGACCCGAUACUCUUCGUGGUCAACAUGACACAUUUCUGGGUCAAAUGACACUUUUGCCGAGGUUCCGGGUCAAAAUGACCAGGACAAUGGUCCAAAAAGUGUCAUUACGAUACAGAUAAGUAUGAUUUAGAUUAUGCACAAACCAACCUGCAGUGUGAUAUGCAAAGCUGUAUCAUACUGUAGCGAGACUUCUCCUUCCAUACCGUGACUUUUUAUUGUUUGACAUUGCGUGUUGUGUUGUGAAUGAGUGUAACCGACAUACUUUUAAUGGAUGUAAACAACUGUAUUGCUUGUAAAAAUUAACGUACGUGUUAGCCUUCGUACAAGCCGUUAGGAGUUGUGUGACAAAAUAUUGUACAUUAUGAAAGUUAUGCUCUUAAUAGUGGUAUGCAGUCGGUUAAGGUAUUGAUUUGUGCCAUUUCGGUUUUAGUUUUUGAUUCGAUUUGUUUUAAUUUUGUUAAGGCUGAAGAUUGCUGCAGAUUCUAAAUUCUUCCACAGAUCCAAGUUUCAAGUACCUUUGUCCUAAUAGCUUGUUGUUAUUUCGGUUGUGUACUAUAUGAAUCUAGCAACCAGUUGUGUAAAAAAAAAUGAACAAGUUGUGC